Messenger RNA from Parnassius mnemosyne (clouded apollo), 963 nucleotides. The record is from the annotation of a GenBank genome assembly. NCBI's taxonomy places the organism in Eukaryota, Metazoa, Arthropoda, Insecta, Lepidoptera, Papilionidae.
AUGCAACCUGAAACUGACGAAAACAAAAAGCUUUUGCCACACCACAAACAGGAGCCGCUCUGCACCAGUCGCUUGCCCUACCGACAAGGCAGAAAACUUACAGCUGUUAAAGUGUAUACCAUAGCUUUGGAAUCCAACCAUCUCCUCAUCUUUGGUGUUCCUGCUCUCAAUCUCCGUCAAGAAACCAAAGCCCUAUUUAUGAAGUUUGGCAAAUUAUUACAGUUUAAUAUAUCACCGCAACACCCAUCAGAGAUUUUCACGGAGACAUACCACGCACAAUACGAAAGAAUACAAUCCGCCAGAAUAGCAAAGCGAAUGUUGGACACAAAAAACUUCUACGGCGGUUCAUUACACGUCUGCUACGCUCCAGAGAUGGAAACAGUCGAGGAGACCAGACAGAAAUUAUUGCAGCGACAAAAAGACGUGCUAUACAGGCUCAGAAAUUUGCAGAUGGCAGAGACUAAACCCAAAGAAACAAUUGAUAUAGAAGUGCCAAAAGCAAAAGUUCCCAAGCUUAAUAUGGGUGAAAUAAAUACAAUCAGUUUAGGUGAACAGGUAAAAGUUUCUAGGAGCAAGAGAAAAAAAGAUGUAGUAGAUUCAAACAAGACAUUUAAACCGUGUUUUAUAAAUGAUUCCCUUAAUUUUGUCAGUACAGAUAAUAUACAACAUAAUAAUCUCUGUGAUACAAAAGAAAAAGACAUAGACAAUGGAUUACAUAAUAGAGUAAAUGACAAAAACAUAAUAAUAGAAAAAGGACCAGUCUACAACAGUGAAGUGAAAGUCAAGCUUAAAAAAACUGAGGAAUCACCAGUAGAAGUGAUAGACUGUACAUCCAUUGAUAAAGAGGUUGUAACUAAUAUUAAUGAACAUUUAAACUAUGAUAAGUUUGGUAACGAAGACGUCAGGAAAGUUCCAAAAAAACCUGUUAAUAGAAUUGUAUUCAAUGUUAAUAAAACUAGUUGA